Molecule: messenger RNA, 2678 nt
Organism: Centruroides sculpturatus (bark scorpion)
Lineage: Eukaryota; Metazoa; Arthropoda; Arachnida; Scorpiones; Buthidae
Product: patched domain-containing protein 3-like
Exons: 4
Coding region: 10-2619 (869 amino acids)
Cellular component (GO): membrane
Source: RefSeq, a predicted model, not a curated record
GCUGAAAUCAUGAAGUAUGAUUACAUCAAUAGAUAUGUUUCUCUGUUCUUUGGAAAAAUGGGUUGCAGCGUUGGAAAACAUCCUUUAUUAUAUUCUUUAACACCAUUACUAAUAAUCGGGAUAUUAUCAACUGGAUUUUAUAAAACAAAAAUUCUAAAUGAUACCGAAGACUUGUAUAGUCCUAAAAAUGGAAGAGCAAUAGAAAGCAGAACGAUUGUAGAAAAACUAUUCCCAGUUAAUAUGUCUAAUAUGGAAUUCAGUAGAUCAACAAGACUUGGUCGAUUAGGAUUUAUAUUAUUCGAAGAAAAAAGUCAUAAAACAAUGCUAAAAGAGUAUAUACUUAAGGAAAUUACUUAUGUUCAUAACGUAGUACAAAAUAUAAGUGUAACAUGGAAUAACAGGAUCUAUAAAUAUCUUGAUUUGUGUAGAAAAAAUAUGGAUGGAACAUGUUACAAUAAUAAUGCAUUGUCUUUAAGAGGAAAGAUAAGAAAAAUUCGGAAAAAAUUACUAAAAAUCAGAUAUCCUGUAGACAUACAUGAAGCAACAAUGAAUGCAGUAUUUUAUGCUUAUGGUUUAGGUAAAGUAUCAACUGACGAGGAUGGAUAUAUUAAAAAUGUGGGUGCUGUAAGACUAAUUUAUUUAUUAAAUUAUCAAGAUGAAGACAAAAAAAUUUUAAACUUAAAAUGGGAAGAGAAAUUUAUUGAUACUGUUUCUCAAAUUAAAUGUGAUCAUUUGAAUAUUUAUUUUUUUGCAUCGAGUUCACUUGAUGUGGAAGUAAAUAAAAUAACAGAAUUGGUUCUUCCUCUUUUACCUGUAACAAUAGCUAUUAUGGUGAUAUUUUCUGUAGUAACUUGUAUGACUACUGACUGGGUUACAAGCAAACCUUGGAUAGGAAUUGCUGGAUGUAUAAAUCCGUUAUUAGGUGUCAUUGGAGCAUUCGGCCUUCUAUUAUGGACGGGUAUGGAAUUUAUUGAUAUCAAUGUCUCCAUACCAUUUAUUCUCUUAGGUGUUGGACUGGAUAAUUCUUUUGUUCUUUUGGCUGCUUGGAGAAGAACAGAUCCUAAGAUGAGUGUAACGGAAAGAAUGAGCAUCACUUAUUCAGAAGCAGCAGUAUCGAUAACAAUCACUUCACUUACAAAUUUUCUGUCCUUUUGUAUUGGAAUGACUACUAGUUACAAAAUAAUCCAAAUUUACUCCGUUUAUAUUUCGUUGGCAAUAAUUUUUUGCUAUUUUUGUGAAAUUACCUUUUUCGGAGGCAUAUUAGCAAUUAGCGGAUACAGAGAAAGUAAAUGUCUUCAUUCUGUAUUCUGUAUUCCAGUGAAAAGAGGAAAAUUACCAGAUAUUCCACUGCUAAAACUUCUUUACGUUGGAUUGGUGAAAGAAACUGAUGAAUUUCAUAAUGGCAGUAAUAUAUUGGUAUUUUGUAGAGAUACAUUAGGAAAAAUAUUAACGAAAACAUGGGUAAAAAUCAUAAUAAUUAUAUUAACUCUCAUAUAUUGUGCUUGUGGAAUUUAUUGUCUAAGAUUUAUCAAACAAGGAAUGAAGAAAAAUGAUUUCUAUCCAUUUCAUUCUUAUGCAAAUAAAUUUGUACAUAAACACUAUGAAUUAUUCACAGAAUAUUCUCAUGUUAUUCAAGUGGUUAUUAAUAAAAAAUUAGAUUAUUCCGAUAAAAAUGUACAGAAAAAUGUAUUAGAAAUUAUGAAUAAGUUUUCGAAUGCAAAAUUUAUGGCUGGAGAACAAUUAGUUGAUUUUUGGUUAAAAUAUUAUAUUCAAUCAUUCAAUGAUAAAAGAUUAUGGUUUUCGUAUAGGGGUUAUAAUAUGAGUAAAUCAGAUGAUUUUACUGACGGACUUCGUGAUAUAUUCCUAAAAUUUCCAUUUUCACGUCGAUUUAAACAAGAUAUAUUGUUCGACAAGAACAAAACAGAUAUUAUUGCAUCUAGAUUUAUUGUAGUAGCAAAAAAUAUCUCGAAUCCGGAACUGGAAAGACAACUUCUAUUAUCAUUAUGGGCUCUCGCAGAUUCUUGUAUUUAUCCGGUAUAUGUUCAUAAUUUUUGGUUUACAAUUAUUCAACAGUAUGUAUAUAUCGAAGAAACUACUAUACAUACUUUAUGUAUUGUUGCUGUUCUAAUUAUAAUAAUGUUUUUCUUAUUCGUUCCGAAUAUUAUCUGUAUUGUUUGUAUCGCGAUAACAACUGUAUUAAUUCAGAUUGGCAUUAUUGGGUUUAUGUCUAUUUGGAGUGUGAAUUUGAAUACAGUUUCAAUGCUAUGCUUGUUUAUGGCUACAGGACUUUCUGUAGAUUACACAUUUCAUGCCUCUUACAUUUAUAUCACUAGUAAAAAAGAUAAUCCUAAUGAAAAAAUAAAAGAAACUCUGUAUGCUACUGGAUAUCCCAUAUUUCAAGGAUGUAUAUCAACAAUAUUAGGAGUAGUUGUUAUUGUAUUUCCUGCUGCUGAGGCAUUUAAGAUCUUUUUUAAAAUUAUUUUAUUAACAAUGAUUUUGGCAUUUUUAUACGGUAUUUUCGUCAUUCCAGUAUUUUUAAAUGUUUGGGAAACAAUUUGGAAAAUUCUAAAAGAAAGAAAACAUAAAAAUGAACAUGUAGAAUGUAAUGAAAUGAAAUAAUAUUAUUUACAAAAAUUUUUGUAACAAUGACUUGCACGUAUUUAAUAUUGUGUUGUAAA